AUGAUCGACAAAUAUUUUACCAAACUACCAAAAAAUUCAGAACCUUUAAAUUCAAAACCAAAGGAGAAAGUUGCUUUUGUUGAGAAAGAAAGUCUUGCAUCAGAUGAUGAUAUUAUUGGUGAUCCUGGACUGCGAAAACCAAUUGAUAGUUACCCAUUUGAAAUUAGAGAUUCAUUGAGGAGAAGAUACUUAGCUAAAGGCCCUUGUCAACCAGUUGGGCAUGAAUUUCCAUUCACUCUUAGUCGCGAAAAGAAUCGAAGGUUUCAAGUUGCUUGGUUCAAGGAUUAUGAAUGGUUAGAGUAUAGUGUAUCUAAAGACAAAGCUUAUUGUUUAUAUUGUUAUUUGUUUGCAAAUAACAAUAGAAGUGGGGGAAAUGUUUUUACUGAGAUUGGUUUUAAUAACUGGAAAGAUGAAAGACGUGCAUUUGUCAAUCAUGAAGGAAGUCCUGGUAGCUCACAUAGUGGUUGUAGAAUGAAGGUCGAGCAAUAUUAUAAUCAAAGAGGGAAUGUGAAUCAGCUAUUGACAAGACAAACUGCUGCUAUGGAAGAUGAUUAUCGCACUCGAUUGUCAAUGGUUGUAAGUGUUGCUCGAAUACUUUUAGAGGAAGGUUUGCCUUUUAGAGGACAUGAUGAAUCUGCGGAGUCACUCCACCGAGGUAAUUUUCUAGAACAUAUUAGUUGGGUAUGCAAGAGAGAAGAAAAUGUAAAUAAAGUGAUGGGAAAGAAUGCUCCAGGAAAUAAUCAAUUGACUUCUCCUACGAUUCAAAGGGAUAUUAUUGAAUGUUGUGCAAUGGAAACGAGAAAGAUCAUAUUGAAUGAGCUAGGGGAGAAGAAGUUUGCUCUUUUGGUUGAUGAAGCCCGAGAUUGUUCAGUAAAGGAGCAAAUGUCUUUGGUGUUGAGAUUUGUUAAUGACAAAGGAAUGGUUUUGGAACGUUUUCUUGGAUUGGUUCAUGUGAAUGAGACUUCUGCAAAAGUUCUAAAAAAUGCUAUUGAUACUUUUUUUGCCAAGCAUGAUUUAUCACUUGCAAAACUCAGAGGGCAAGGUUACGAUGGAGCUGCAAACAUGAGCGGUGAAUUUAAUGGGUUAAAAACACUCAUUCUAAAAGAAAACAAAAAUGCACAUUAUAUUCAUUGUUUUGCCCACCAACUUAAGUUAGUUGUUGUGACUGCUUCACAUGAAUCAGAGAGUGUAGGUGAUUUCUUUGAAACAUUGUCAAUGAUAGUGAAUACAAUUGGAGCUUCAUGCAAAAGAAAGGAUUCUCUUUGA
Manihot esculenta (cassava) is the source of this 1266-nucleotide messenger RNA. Its product is annotated as zinc finger MYM-type protein 1-like. The transcript has a single exon. The record is from RefSeq and is a predicted model, not a curated record. NCBI's taxonomy places the organism in Eukaryota, Viridiplantae, Streptophyta, Magnoliopsida, Malpighiales, Euphorbiaceae. The coding region runs from base 1 to 1266 and encodes 421 amino acids.